AUGGCUGCGCUACAAGUUAUGCGCAAAUUCCCAAUUCAAGAAGUGGUGGAGAGUUCAUGUGAGGGCUUCGUGAUUGCCAAAAUCAACGGCAUCUUUGUAUGCAGCUGCUAUGCAGCUCCACGAUGUACCAUGGAACGGUUCAGCCAUAUAAUGGAUCAGUUAACCGACAAGCUGAAGGCCAGUUGUCAUAGCAGUCGAGCUAACAAGGAGCCGAGGAGCAAUCGGCGUCCAGCUUACUGGUGGAACGAGGGACUCAGUACGCUUCGUGCUGCUUGUCUCAGAGCCAGGAGGCGGGCACAGAGAGCGAGGACGGAACCAGAGAAAGAAGAGCGCAAGGCGGCGUUCCGGGUUGCUAGGACCGCUUUAAAAAAGGCCAUCAAAUGGCCGAUCAAGUUGAAGGAGAUCGUAGAGGGUCUUCUCCCGCAACACGACCCAACCACGUGGCCACCAAUACCGUACGGUGAAGAAGAAGAAACAAACGCUGAGUACCAACAAGUGUCCAAUGAGAAGCUUGCGGAAGCGGCGAAGCGCCUGCAGGCGAAAAAAGCCUCCGGUCCGGAUGGAAUACCGAACGUGGCGCUAAAACCUGCGCUCGUAGCAUGUCCGGAUAUGUUCAGAACAGUGCUGCAGAAGUGCCUGGACGACUUCCCAGAAAUGUGGAAGAUUCAGAAGCUGGUGUUGCUGCCGAAGCCAGGAAAGCCUCCGGGUAAUCCGGCUUCGUACAGACCUAUAUGUCUGUUGGACACACUCGGGAAGCUCCUGGAGAAGAUUAUCCUGAAUAGACUUGCGAAAUGUACGGAGGGCGAGCGCGGACUGUCGAAGAUGCAUUCCAAAGGAAUUCUCAAACAAAUUUCUGGAAGAGUUGCUGAAAAAACUGAGGGAUAUUCCAAGUAA
This is a messenger RNA of Armigeres subalbatus, 894 nucleotides long. RefSeq lists its product as uncharacterized. The transcript is spliced from 3 exons. The record is from RefSeq and is a predicted model, not a curated record. Bases 1 to 894 code for a protein of 297 amino acids. Lineage: Eukaryota; Metazoa; Arthropoda; Insecta; Diptera; Culicidae.